AUGAUUUCACGAUCUACAAGAAGAUUAGCAACUGCAUACAAGCUAAGACCAACUAAUACUACAUCUAAACGAGAAGCUAAGAGAUAUGCAUUUUAUGAUCUUGUUUUAAGGACGCCGUCUCAUCCAACCCACCCUAUAGAGGCAAGUCUCAUGACAACUGAUCAACUACAGGAUUUAAAGCGGCAUACAAAAACCAGAUACGAAGGGAACUACACCAUUGAUCGAUCUCUCACAAAUGAAGAAAGAAUUCGAAAAGUAUUUGGCGGAAGAAUUAAAGGCGAGGCUCGACAAUCAACAAGCCGUAUUAAUAGGAGAGAACCUCAAGUGGUUGCUGGUAUAACUGUUCCCGCAAGACCACCGGAACCCGAUAACUGUUGCAUGAGCGGAUGCAUUAAUUGUGUUUGGGAAAUAUUUGAUGAAGAUUUGAAAGAAUGGAAUGAUAAAAGAGGAGAGGCAGCAAAAAGAUUAAACGAAAUGGGCGACAAAGGCGGGAGAUGGCCUGAGAAUUUUGAUGCUCCUUUGAAAUUGUUGCAAAGAAGCCAUUUUCCUGAAUCACUCAAGGACAAAUCCAAUGAAGAAUUGUUUGGUGGGAAAACCCAAGAAGGAAAUGCGAAAAGCGACGAGGAUGAACAAUGGGGGUCUGUUCCCGUGUCCAUUAGAGUCUUUGCUGCAGUUGAGAAGAAGUUGAAAAUGAAACAUAAACAAAAUCAACAAACACAAGCAUGA
Messenger RNA from Lodderomyces oxycetoniae, 726 nucleotides. RefSeq lists its product as uncharacterized. The record is from RefSeq and is a predicted model, not a curated record. NCBI's taxonomy places the organism in Eukaryota, Fungi, Ascomycota, Pichiomycetes, Serinales, Debaryomycetaceae. The coding region runs from base 1 to 726 and encodes 241 amino acids. Gene Ontology annotation, cellular component: mitochondrion. The transcript has a single exon.